GGAAGUAUGAUCAACUUUUUCCACCAUCCUGCCUUAACACGGAAUUUUUCACAUCACAGUGUUCCAUUUCGUUAACCGCGGUGUACAAGUGUGUAAAUACCACGUCCGACAAAACAAAGUGUGCCUCACGUCUAGUUUUAACCCGCGCGCGCCCCUCAUGAAAACCAGGCUGGUUUCCUGCUCUGUCGUAAACACGGUGCACUGUCCCUUUAAAGGAAGGGGCCGCGCAGUUAGAGCCACUGAAAGCUUUUUACAGCCUCUGACAGACAGACUCCAUUCAUAAAUAAGACAUCGUGUGGAAAGGACGCUCAUCUACUUGAAUCAGAUUGUUCACUCUGUGGACCGGAUGCCAGGGCCGAGCAGGAGCCGGACAUGUUCACCUCGGUCGGGGGCUGUGGAUCGGGGGCACGGCUGAGAGAGCAGAAGUGACUUCCCAUGGCUGACCCCCCUGCUAAUGGUUUUGACUUUACAUGCGAACCAUCAGGAGGCAGCUUUUUCCAUCUCAAAGCGUCGGAGCAGACCAUAAAAUGUUCGUUUCUUCGCUGGCUUCGGUGUUUUCCACGUUCUUCCGCUUAACAAGACUCAUUCUGCUUUAAUAAACAACCUUCCGCCUGCAUCAUCAUCCUCAUCAUCAUCAUCAUCAUCAUCAUCACCCUUCUUCAGAUCUUCCACUAAAUGAUCGCACAUCAGCUGAGCAGUAGAAGACCUGACAUACCGAUGGAGCAGUGAGUUAUGGCAGCUAAAGAGGACCUCUAUGCCAAAGUGACCCCGCGGAGACAGCGCCAGACCCGGCCAGGCACCAUCAAACAUGGGUCCACUCUGGAUGUGCUGCUGUCCAUGGGCUUCCCCAAGACCAGGGCUUUAAAAGCUCUGGUUUCAACAGGAGGCAAAAACGUUCAAGCAGCUUGUGACUGGCUCUUCUCACAUGUCGAUGACCCUUUCCUGGAUGACCCUCUGCCCAGAGAGUAUGUGUUGUACCUACGACCCAGUGGACCGCUGUUGCAGCAGCUCACACACUUCUGGCAGCAAUCCCGCCUCGCCUGUGGCAAGAAUAAGGCGCACAACAUCUUCCCCCACAUCACCCUCUGUCAGUUCUUCAUGUGUGCUGAUGGGAAGGUGGAUGCUCUGUGUGAAGCUCUCCAGACCACUGUAACCAAGUGGAAGGGACGCAUACCCAUGCCUCUACCCCUGGAGCUCUACACCUCCUCGACAUUUAUUGGCCUUUUUGUGGAGGAGCAGUUGGCAGAGGUGCUGAAAACUUUCGCCGCUGAUUUUGCCACAGAAGCGGCAGCUAAAGCAGAUGUUCAUGUUGAGCCCCAUAAGAAACAACUCCACGUCACUUUGGCGUACCACUUCCAAGCCAAUCACCUUCCAAUUCUGGAGAAGUUGGCCAAAAACGUUGAUGCAUCUUCAGGCUGUGACUGGUUAGCCGUGCUGUUCUCACGGGAUAUUCGGUUUGCAAACCAUGAGACGCUCCAGGUUAUGUACCCGUAUGUGCCUCAGAAUGAUGAUGAACUUGAGCUGGUACCAGGAGACUUCAUCUUCAUGUCUCCAGUGGAGCAGAGCAGUGCCAGUGAGGGCUGGGUGUAUGGCACUUCACUGGGCACCGGGCUGUCUGGUCUGCUGCCUGAAAACUAUGUCAACCGUGCUGAUGAGUCUGACACCUGGGUCGUCCAUGGGUCUCACUCCAUCCUAAACUGUGCCUCUCCGUUGACGUCUGGCAGCACUGUGGGAGGAUUAUUAUUUGAUGGACAUCUGAAUGAAAGUCUCCUCGACAGCCUCAUUGACUCCCCCAGCCUCCCUGGCCUCUGUCCACCAAUGCAGGUGUCGAGGUCUACCUCCCAGUCCUCCUCGUCUAAGAUGAGGCUGUUUGUGUGUCGCCACGGGGAGAGGAUGGAUGUGGUUUUUGGGAAACACUGGAUCACUCAGUGUUUUGAUUCCAAAGGCCGAUACGUUCGCUCUAACCUCAACAUGCCAUCCAGUUUACCAGCCAGAAGUGGAGGUCACAGAGACUAUGACAAAGAUUGUCCAAUAACUGUGUUUGGUUCCACACAGGCCCGUCUUGUAGGUGAAGCCCUGUUGGAGAGCCACACAACCGUAGACUUUGUUUACUGCUCCCCUUCUCUUCGCUGCAUCCAGACUGCCCAGAACAUUCUGCAGGGUCUCCAGCUAGAGGGAAAGCUAAAAAUCCGUGUGGAGCCUGGGUUAUUUGAGUGGACUAAGUGGGUUUCAGGCACAUGUUUACCCACCUGGAUCCCCCCGGCUGAGCUCACUGCUGCUAAUCUGAGUGUGGACACAACAUACAGACCUCAUAUUCCUGUAAGUAAGUUGGCAGUGUCAGAGUCCUACGACACCUACAUGGGUAGAAGCUUCCAAGCGACCCGAGAGAUUCUGGCAGAGUGCAAAAACCAGGGAAAUACGGUCCUGAUCGUGGCCCAUGCUUCCUCCCUGGAGGCCUGCACUCGUCAGAUACAAGGUCUAAGCCCCCAAAACUCCAAAGACUUUGUCCAAGUUGUUCGGAAGAUUCCUUACUUGGGUUUUUGCGCUUGUGAAGAAAUGGGAGAGACUGGGGUGUGGCAGCUGGUCGACCCCCCCCAUUCUGCCUCUUACACAUGGGCCUAAUCACAGUUUCAACUGGAGGGAAAUGCUAAUGCAAGACUGAAGACUGAUAUAUUGUUCGGCUCUCUAGCUUUUGGUAGCUCUGAACUGCUUAAAAACAUAUUUAUUUUUAACACACACUGCUAGAGACCAAUCCCAGCUACCAAAAAACAAAACAAGUCUAGCUUCCAUCAAAGACUCUGCAACUGAGGCUAAUGUAUUUAGACGCUCUGCUCAGGAAUGAAAAAGUACAGCAUGUGUGGAGGUCGUAGCAAAGAUGAGCUCCAGACUUGGCACCCUGGAUACCCUCUGUGUUCAAGUUCUUGACCUAAUAUGUGGUGGUGCUUCAAGAAAUCUGGGUAGUUCUUGAUAGUUGCUGAUAAUAAAUGAAGUUUUAUGAAGAAGGUUUGAUUUAAAUUCUGCCAUAGCCUCCUCUUGUGGCAGGUGGAGGUCAAGAAGACUUCUCCUGCCUACUCACACACUGUGACAUGAAGAAGAUGAAAGACUCAUAACACAGAAAUAUUUUUUCAUGUGUUUGGAAUUAAUAUUUGACUUGUAGCCACAGCCCUCCUGGGAAACAGCACAAAAGAAAUUUUGACAAUCAGACAGAGAACUGAUGUUCAUUGUUUCUGGUGCUGAGGUGGGUAGUUUGUUCCUGUUAUUUUCCUAUUAAGGUCAUAUCAUUAUAAUUAAGUGAUUCCUCUUUGUUAACAUUUGGUCUAUGGGCCCACGUAAGUUGUUGAAAUUACCAGUAAGGGUAGGUGGAAAUGCAGUUUUGGCAAAAAAAAAAAAAAAAAAAGAAAGAAAGAAAGACCAAGAACAACGAUCAGUGAAACACAAACUGCUCUUUGGUUGUCAUUUUUGUCCAGAUGCAUUGUUUGAAAUGUUUUAUGUAGGUUUCUCACAUGCUGUAAGCCUGAUAACCACACUGCUUUUUGGAUACUGGAUGCAUUUUAUUUUUGGUUAUGUCAGAUGGUUUAAGUGCGUAUUCACACUUAUUGUUGUAUGACAGAAAAUAUGAGUAAUACUGUCAAAAAUGAAUAAAGCAAAGAUGUGGAGGUAAUGUAGACCUAUACAUAUCAGCUUGUGCUAUCUAUUCUGUAAACAGUUGAUACUAAAGAAGGUUCUUUAUUUUAUUAACCAUUGGAAAGGUUGCUUUCUAAUCUGCUUUGGCAGGAAAUAAACAGGAGGGGGUGCUGCAUUGCACAGCAA
Molecule: messenger RNA, 3810 nt
Organism: Sphaeramia orbicularis (orbiculate cardinalfish)
Lineage: Eukaryota; Metazoa; Chordata; Actinopteri; Kurtiformes; Apogonidae
Gene: ubash3ba
Product: ubiquitin associated and SH3 domain containing Ba
Exons: 14
Coding region: 733-2622 (629 amino acids)
Molecular function (GO): protein binding
Source: RefSeq, a predicted model, not a curated record